Lithohypha guttulata is the source of this 864-nucleotide messenger RNA. RefSeq lists its product as uncharacterized. Lineage: Eukaryota; Fungi; Ascomycota; Eurotiomycetes; Chaetothyriales; Trichomeriaceae. The transcript has 2 exons. The record is from RefSeq and is a predicted model, not a curated record. Bases 1 to 864 code for a protein of 287 amino acids.
AUGGAUUUCAAGCAAAAUGCCAAAGAUUCUGAGAGGGAGACAACCACUGAAAUUAUAUCACUUGGAUCAACAAACCGCCACAGCCAUGAAUCGCAGCCAGACAAUGUCCAGAGUCCGAGUGUUGGUCAGCGUGGCCGGAUUUCACCAGCAGUCCCAGCUCCUGGAAUGUUGUUCCCACUUGCUGCUACGGCGGCUAUCACUGCCAACGCUGCACAAGAGCUGGUGGAACUAAUUACUCACGUCGAUGAACCCUUAAUCCCUCUGUUCCUCGACCAAGCUGACUACGAUAUCCGAGUCGCUGCGAUAUUGUAUCUUCAAGCACGAAUAGAUAGGCUUAUUUCGUCCGAGUCAGGAGCUCAGGCUCGGGUUUCCACUGAAGAUGUGCGGCUUGAUGUAUCUAACCAAGAUCAUACUACAGUCGACGAUUCCCUCACUACCUCGGAGCAUGCAGCACAAGAAGACCUGGCCUACUAUCGAAGUGAUUACAUCUUGCCAGCUCUCAAAUACAACCCAAACGCGCCAGGCAAAGCAGUUCGCUGCCCAAGCCUAGCUAGGCUAGAAAAGAACGAAGACAAGCAUGAAAUGUCUGUGUUAGAAACUACCUCCGCUGUGCAGGAAUUGAGCGCUGAUUCUCAGACAGUUGACAAACGGCCAAGGCGAUCGAGCAACCUACGGCAACACGUCAGGACAGCUCUAGCACGUCGGAUUCGGAGAGACGCAGAAGAGCGUACUCGCAGGGUGCAGCAGGUGACAGCCGAGAGCUCGGCUUUCACGACCACUCUGCCUCGGUCAGGACGCCAUUCCCCGUCAGCUCCUGCGACUUCCAGCAAUGCAGGAGCUUCUAACCUGAAGAGAUUGCAAUAG